This is a messenger RNA of Cladophialophora immunda, 1716 nucleotides long. RefSeq lists its product as uncharacterized. Bases 355 to 1485 code for a protein of 376 amino acids. The record is from RefSeq and is a predicted model, not a curated record. The transcript has a single exon. NCBI's taxonomy places the organism in Eukaryota, Fungi, Ascomycota, Eurotiomycetes, Chaetothyriales, Herpotrichiellaceae.
GUUACAACGGUGCUAACUUUCGCCCAAAUGCUACCUUUCUAGCGCAGAUGAUGGGACCUUCAAGCAGUUCCUGGAAAAUUUCUCGCACCACAGCAUCCACCAUAAUCAAUCUAAGCAUUGAGUUUGAAGCUGCCAAGGUCCUUAAGCAGUGGGACAAAACCAUCCACCAGAGCCGAAUGCGGCCGGCGUUGCCAGACUCUGGCCGUAUAUGAACCUUGACUAUGGCCCUUUGAUAUUCCAACAUGUGGCAAAGUUACUUCCUCUCCAGAAAUCUCGCCUUUACUUAGUCCCGUUUCACAGCAAGUAUCCAUAUCAGCGACCGAUUUAUUGUCGACCAAUCCACUCUUUGCUACCAUGGUGUCCAAAGGAUUGUUCGCCCUCACAGCUCUUGCUAGUGUCACCCUAGCCCAGACCUCGCCAGAUCUGGCCACAGUUCUCAAUACUACAGAUGGAGCUUCCGCUAUUGGUCAGGUUGUCUCUCAAGCUCUAGGAUUCCUAGAAGCCAUCUCUGGGAAGACGAACCUCACCUUCCUUGCCCCAAAUGACACAGCCAUUGCCCUAUGGCUGAACUCUACCCAGGGACAAGCAGCCUCGGCAGCCGGUGAUGAUUAUCUCACUAACCUUCUACUCUACCACACGAUAAACGGAGGAUACGAUAACAUAUCGGACUACUUCGUCGCCCAUACUAUGUUGACUUCCAACACUCUCACAAAUGUAUCGGGUGGCCAAUUCGUUGCGGGUUACUACGACGAUGACGACAACUUGAUAACCUUCCUUAGUGGAGACUACAAUGACUCCAACACUGGUGUGACACCCCUCUCCUUUGCCCAGGGAUGGAUCUAUGUUAUCGACAGUGUAUUGUCAGUCCCGGAAAGCUUUAGCGAGGUUGCGGUUGCAAACGACUUUAACGGCACUUCGUUUAUUGCGGCUCUCGAUAGUGCUGGACUGACGGAACAGUUCAACUCACUUCAUGACGCCACUUACUUUGUUCCUUACGAUUCGGGGUGGGCACUUGUGGAGGAUGCCCUUUCGCAAUUGAGUAAGGACAACCUGACAGAGGUGCUCAAAUAUCAUGCUUGCGACCAAAUUUUCCUUUUCGAUGACUGGGUCAAUGGCUCCCAAGUAACCACGUUGACGGGUCAGACCGUCACCUUCACUCAAACACCUGACGAGGAGUGGUUCAUCAACAAUGCCGGUGUCAGUUCCGUCAACCUCUUCACUUCCGGUGGAGUUAUCGUACUUAUUGACAGUGUGAUGAACCCCUAUACAGGGUUUGCACCACCGCUCAAUGGCACCGAUGGAGAUGGUGUUCCUGCAUGGCCAGUCACAAAUGCCACCAGCACGGGAGCCGGUGAUUCGAACACUGCAACAGCUACUGAGAGCGCUACCACUGCUACCUAUACCGGUGCUGCUGUGCCACUGAAGGCAGGCGCCGCUGGCUUGGCUAUUUUCAUGGGUUAUGCUGCAUUUGCUCUCCUUUACUAAACUCCUCGCACUGAAAAGCUGUCCCUACGGCAAUAGAGCAAUAUGAGCCUCUAACUUGAAAAGGAUGACCGAGAUUAAGAGCGGUAACAAGCUAAACUUGAUCAUAAUGAAAGGCUCAACUCUCUUCCGGAGUCGACAAUGCUUCCGCAAAAUCCCAUGGUUAUUCUAGAGAUAUAUUAAAGUUACUGGCACAGCCACUGAAUCCAAUAAAUGAUACUUAACUCUUAAAAA